AUGACAACUGCCAAUCGCAAUCGUAUUCUUUUACUCACAGAACAUAUUGUACGACUGGCACAGUCUGCAUCACUCAUUCAAUUUGGUGUCUCGGAUGCAGAAUCAGAGGAAUCCAGUUCAAUCACUGAAACUAUGUUUCCUGCUCGAACUCCAAAUUGGCUGAGAUCCCUUGUCAUGGUUCCUAUUAAAAAAACAAUGGAAGAUUAUUUCAAACAACAGCCUGUAGGUGAGGCAAAAAUAGCUGUUAUUGUUGCGCUAUCUCAAGAUCAGAAACUGUUGAUUGGGGUUCACUGUGAUGCCUUGAAUCCACCAGAUCUCACUCUACCAUGUAAAGUAGCAAUGUUUGGAGCUCCAAGAAUCAAUCCCCGUGCAAAAAUCACAUCAUGGAUCACAGAUCGCAAGUAUAUUGAAGCUCUGCAACCACAAGGGUAUCAUGAGAGUAUUUUGAUUGACGAAUCUGGGAAUAUCUAUGAAGGAACAACCACCAAUCUUGUUGUUUUGCUGAUGGACAAGUGUGGACAUCCUGUUUUGCUCUCAGCACCUAAAGGUACAAUUCUUGAAGGCACUGUUCUUGGCCUGGUUAAGAAAGCAUGUCAAAAUCUGUCAUUGGAAUUUCGCAGAGAGUUUCCAAAACUAGAUACUAUUGAACACUGGAAAGGAGCGGCUAUUUUAAAUGCUGCUCGAAUCAUGUCUCCUGUUUCGACUGUGUAUAUACAAGGUCUAGAAACUAGUAUUCCAGUACAUCAUGAUACAAUGAUCGCUUUGUCUAAGGAGAUUCAAACCCUAUUGUAUGCUUCAGAAUAA
Molecule: messenger RNA, 804 nt
Organism: Batrachochytrium dendrobatidis JAM81
Lineage: Eukaryota; Fungi; Chytridiomycota; Chytridiomycetes; Rhizophydiales
Exons: 5
Coding region: 1-804 (267 amino acids)
Molecular function (GO): catalytic activity
Source: RefSeq, a predicted model, not a curated record